Messenger RNA from Linepithema humile (Argentine ant), 1314 nucleotides. RefSeq names its product snurportin-1 (gene Snup). Lineage: Eukaryota; Metazoa; Arthropoda; Insecta; Hymenoptera; Formicidae. Gene Ontology annotation, biological process: snRNA import into nucleus. Gene Ontology annotation, cellular component: cytoplasm; nucleus. The record is from RefSeq and is a predicted model, not a curated record.
GCAAGCAGAAGGCAAGUAGAAGGCAAGUGUCGAUUGGUGUCGAUUGGUGUCGAUUGUAGAAGCAUGAUACUUUUUUUAAUUCGUAUAUAUAUGCUAUAUUACCAAUAGCAAGUGGUAUAUUGUAAGAUACGUAUUCUAGAAAAGUACUGUAUCGUCUUUAUAGCUUUAUAUUUUUUAAAAUGGCAACAGAAUUGCUAAAUGACAAGAGUUAUGAGACGAGAGAAAACGUUCGUCGUCAAUUUUAUAAGAAUCGAAUCACGAAAGAUAAUAUUAAGUUGGAACUUGACGAAAACGAAUCUCAAGAUAAGAGACGUAAACUCUUGUUGGAAUAUCAGAAAAAACAUAGAGAAGAAGCACUAAAUGCUGCACGUGGUAUAUUGCAAGACAUAUAUUUUUCUGAAUUGGAAGAUGAGGAGUAUAUGGAUACGGAAGAGCAUUCUUCAUCCUCUAAAUUACAAUAUAGAUCCAAAAUAAAUCGAAUGAUGAUGUCAGAAUGGAUGCUAGAUGUACCGCAAGACUUUUCGGAGAAUUGGAUUAUGGUUCCAUGCCCAGUAGGAAAACGAGUUAGACUGGUUUCAGGCAGGGGUAAAACAAGGGCAUAUUCUAGAACAGGCGUGUUUGUUGCAGUUUUCUCUUCAGCUCUUCCAGGUGGAAAUUAUAAUGCUAACAUGCGCCAUUCUGCUAUUAUAGAUGCCAUAUGGAUAAAGGAACGAAAAGUUUAUUAUGUAUUAGACGUGUUGUACUGGAAUAACUUGCCUUUUACAUAUUGUGAGGCUGAGUUUAGACUAUAUUGGAUCAAUAGCAAACUCUCUGAGACAAAAGAAUUUGAAAUACAUGAUUCUGAUAUAAAUAAAUAUCCUAUGUUAUCUUUACCAAAAAUCAGCUGUGAUUUAAAUUUAAGUUCAGUUUUGACAGAUCUUGCUCCUGAACUACAUUCAUUAGAUGGAUUAUUUUAUCAUCGCAAUGCACAAUAUAUUUUUGGGAUUACUCCACUUGUGAUAUGGCUGAAACCUUAUAUGUUAUCUGAAGCACUUGGGAUAUUUGUACCUUCACCAUUUGACAAUAAACCAGAUAAAUACGUAAAUUUUCAACAUCACGUUGAAAGUGUAAAUAAAAAGCGGAAAAAAGGAAAAAUUGUCAUAAAUAUUAUGGAAGUAGAAGAAAUGUAAGAUAAGAACGCAUUUGAAAUAUCAUAAUGAUCUCAAAUAUGGACUAUUUUUACUACGCAAUGUACGUGUACAGUAAAAUGUAUAAAUAUAUUUUUUUUAACGUAAAGAAAAAUAAAUUUGAUUAUAUAAAUAUAUAAGAUUUUAU